GCAUUGUCCCUAGGUCGAGGCCGCCGCCGGGGCGGGUCAACGAGAGAUACCGAGGACCGCGCUACCCAGGUGCCCACGCAGACGGUCACUCAAGCGCCUCUGGAUGAGCAUGCGGGGGAUAAGCCGGUCUCCCCCGCCCGGCGGCUCCGCUAUCUCGUGCCGGUAUUUCUCUUCGUCGCGCUGGCCGCCGCGCUCGGCGUCCAGUUGCUCACCGGCGAGCCCGGCAAGGUGCCAUCCGCGCUGAUCGACAAGCCGGUGCCGGAGUUCUCCCUCCCACCGGUUCAGGGGUUCGAGGAGGCGGGCGGGUUCGCGACCGCCGAUCUGGGGAAAGGCAAGAUCGCGCUCGUCAACAUCUUCGCCUCCUGGUGCGGCCCAUGCCGGGUCGAGCAUCCGCUGCUCAUGGCGCUCGCCGAGGCCGGGACGGUCCCCCUCUACGGCAUUAACUAUAAGGACACGCCGGACGACGCCGAGCGUUGGUUGGCCGCCUCGGCAAUCCCUACACGCUCAUGGGCGCCGACCUCGACGGCCGGACGGGAAUCGACUGGGGCGUCUACGGCGUGCCCGAGACCUUCGUGA
Molecule: messenger RNA, 576 nt
Organism: Geodia barretti
Lineage: Eukaryota; Metazoa; Porifera; Demospongiae; Tetractinellida; Geodiidae
Source: the annotation of a GenBank genome assembly